CCCUUAUUUUUAUUUUUAUUUUUAAUUUUUAACCUUGACAAACAUUCUUUACUUCUGUUGCAGAGUAUUAAAAAGUCCGAAUGCCCAAAAGAGCUUGAACCAGCAGAUAGGAGAUCAGCAGUCCACGUUAAUCUCAUAAGAAGAGGAGAGAACUACACUGAACCAGUGAAACGUCCUUCUCCAUUUCAGGGCAUCGGAAGAACUCUCGGCGGCGGAUCCUCCGCUUCCGAACCUCCCCCAUCAUCCUCCGCCUCCCCUCCCACCCCCUUUCAAGGUCUUUCCAUCGACGAAUCAUUACCCUUAACUUCGAUUCAACUCAGAUUAGCCGACGGCACUCGAAUGGUUUCUCGCUUCAAUAUCCACCACACGGUUGGCGAUAUUCGAGGAUUUAUCGACGCAUCAAGACCUUUGGCGGCUAGGAACUACACGCUACAGACGGUUGGUUUCCCACCCAAGCUUCUCACUGAUGUCUCUCUCACCAUUGGGGAAGCUGGCCUAGCUAAUUCUGUCGUGAUUCAGAAAUUCUAAGUCAUUUUGGUUUGUAAUUCUGAAAAUAAUUGUUUUAUGAGACUCGAAUUUAUUCUACAAUGUUGCGUUUAUUUUGCUGAAAACUCUUGUUUUUCAGUGCUUUCUAUGGUGAAAAAAUGGAAUUGAAAUAUGCUAUCAUGUUGUUAUUUGUU
This is a messenger RNA of Phalaenopsis equestris, 680 nucleotides long. RefSeq names its product plant UBX domain-containing protein 4-like. Gene Ontology annotation, biological process: nuclear membrane reassembly; proteasome-mediated ubiquitin-dependent protein catabolic process; Golgi organization. Gene Ontology annotation, molecular function: ubiquitin binding. NCBI's taxonomy places the organism in Eukaryota, Viridiplantae, Streptophyta, Magnoliopsida, Asparagales, Orchidaceae. The transcript has 2 exons. The annotation marks the transcript as partial. The record is from RefSeq and is a predicted model, not a curated record. Gene Ontology annotation, cellular component: cytosol; nucleus.